CAUGCAUUUGUAGCUUGAUCAACUUUAAGCACAAUUUAGCCUCGAUUUUCUGUCUAAAAAUGCCGCUUUGGACUAGUUUUAGCUAGUUAAAGAUGUUGUCCAUGAAAUUAACCUGGUUGUGUGAAUAGUUGAGGUUAAAAAAUUGCGCAAAUAAAGUCAGUUUUUAGGGGAAAGUUGGCGACGGUGUUACGGAGAUUUUUGUGGACCGAUCGAUCAUGUUCUAACGGUGGUCUUGUAUCCAUGUAAUCCCUCAGUGGUCCAGAUGCCUUCCUUUGACAUUUUAAACCGCGUGGAGCUGUAUUUACGAAAAAGAAAAUUUCAUCCCGAGACCACAGCUGCGCAGCGAUAUGUGGCCCGGAAAGCCAGCAAGCACUUCAUAUAUAAAGAUGGGUGCCUGUUGCGUAAGUACAGAGGGCGCCUCCUACAGGCCGUGAUGAGUGAGGAGCAGGUGCGGGAAAUCAUGGUCCAGUUCCACGACAACAAUAACCAUGCAGGGAGAGUACGCAUGGUCCGGGAGAUCAUGUCCAUGUAUUACUGGGUGGGGGUGACGGACAUGGUUAAAGAUUACAUAAAGCGCUGUGAUGCGUGUAAAGAGAGAAGAGCUCCAGAGGCCUCAGAGGUGGUGCAGUACUGUUUGGCCUAUGGCUGCGACGGAUCCAGCUACAUCUACCCAGAGCUCACCUUCCACAAGUUCCCUAAACCCGGGGAGCAGAGACAGCGUUGGCUGGUGGUUGCUCAGAGAGACGAGGGCUCGGUCAGAAAAGGCUCCAGACUUUGCUCCAGACACUUUGAACCCGACUGUUUCUUUAUGAACGAAGAGGGACACAAGGAGCUGAGGCCAGACGCAGUGCCCACCAUCAUUGGGGUUUCCAAACAGACGUCAGACUCAGAAGAGCCUCUGUUCCACCCCUCGUCUCUGGAGGACCUCUUAACCUGUGCCGCGGCCACAGCAGAGGUGUGUCCGGUGGGCUUCAGCUCGGAGCAGAGUGACCCUCCCCUCCAGGAGCACCAGUACAGCCUCAGAGUCCCAGAACGCCAUCCGAGAGAGGCCCCAGACCCAGUGCAGGAGUCCAGGCAGAGUGCUUCAUUCACCACAUACAACCACAUUGCCAGGUAUCUGAGCCACAGGAUUCUUCCUCAACAAAGCAAAAAGAGAAAGGGCUCUUUGAGGAGGAUGGCCAAGCGCUUCACUCUCAUUGAUGGAGUCCUCUACUACAACCUGCGCUCUCCUCCGGUCAGGGUCCCCCGCAGCAGAGAGGAGGUUAAUGCGAUCCUGCAGCAGUUCCACGAUAACGGCGGUCACUAUGGACACGGCACCUGUUUUAAAGCCAUUGUGAGACAUUAUUACUGGUACUCCAUGAGCAGAGACCUGUCGUGUUGGAUCUCCCGCUGUCCCACCUGCCUCAGCCGAUCUAAGAGGAAGUGGCUCCGCUGCAGCAUCAUGACCUGCACCAACUGCUGUGGGCCCGUGGAGAGGAAGCUGGGGCUCACCUUCCACAAUUUCCCCAUGGACAGCCCCCCUCUGCUGGCUCGCUGGCUGAAGGCGGCGGGGCGUCCUCACUGGUACCCUCACCUCUGGUCCUCUGUCUGCUCUGUUCACUUCACUGAGGACUGCUUUGACCGCUCAGGGGGCAGAGAGGUGCUGAAGCCAGACGCAGUGCCCACCAUCAAGACCCACGGAGAUGAGGCGAUCCAGGGUCUGAACGAGAGUCAAAAUGCUGCAGAGGCGGACGAGGAUCAGGAGGAUGCGUUUUUUGCCAAAUACGACGCCGUGGAGCUGUACAUCUCCACUAGGACCUACCCCCCUGGACUCACCUAUGUCGAAAAGAACACCUUCAGGAGGUUCUGCAAGAAGUAUUUUGUCAAAGAUGGUGUUCUUCAUAUUCGGGUGAGAGAUCGCGCAGUGCCAGUGCUCAGGAACAGACAACAGGUGAAUGAGGCUCUGAGGGAAUAUCACGAUGAACUCAACCACCUGGAGGUCAACAAGUGUCUGAGGCUACUCAACGAGAGAUGUAACUGGAGAACGAUGCGCUCAGACAUCACUCAGUGGAUCAGUAAAUGUGUAGUGUGUCGUCUGAAAAACAAACCUAAAAUUCCUCCUGUUCAGAAACAAGACGGAGACAAGAAGCUGAGGCCUCAACUCAGCAAACACAGGGCACACAGUGAUUCAGAGGAGGAAGAGGAGGAUGAAAACAUAAGCGAUGGAAGCGAAACUGAGUCUGACACAGAAAUAAAAGUGCAGAGGGUUCAACCAAAGCCUCAAAAGCAAGUUCAGGUCCAAGUCAAGACCCCAGUCCAGUCUCAAACUAAAGUCAGGGUUCCUGCUCAGAAUCAAGUCCCAAACAAAGUCCAAACUCCAAUAGAAACUCCAAAUUCCAAAGUGCAUAUUCAGGUCCAGAAUCAGGUCCAAACUCAAAUCCCAACCCAAAUCCUGUCUCAAGUCCAGAUUCAGUCACAGACCCAAGUCCCAACCCAAGUUCUGUCUCAAGUCCAGACUCAAUCACAGACCCAAGUCCCAACCCAAGUUCUGUCUCAAGUCCAGACUCAAUCACAGACCCAUGUCCCAACCCAAGUUCUGUCUCAAGUCCAGACUCAAUCACAGACCCAAGUCCCAACCCAAGUCCUUUCUCAAGUUCAGACCCAAGUACAGACUCCAGUCCAGGUCCCAAUCCUGGUCCACCUUGGCCCUCCUUUAAACCUUCAGUCUGGAGGCCCCAUUCUCCUGACCCCGAACACGCUCAUGACCCAGAUCUGGGGACAGGAGCAGAACCCGACCAGCACCAGCACUAAAGCAGUGACACAGGGGAAACAGGCCAAACAGAGCAAGAAGGAAAAAUCGGAAAUCCAAAUGGUGAAUCCGAACACGAUGAACUACCAGCACGAGGAGCAGGUGCAGACGAGUCGGGGCAGACAGCAGGUCCUCAUGCAGAGGGUGGAAGUGUCCCACACAGAGGUGAUCCAGGCCUCUCCCUCUGAGGACACACACAAACAGAGCGCCCAGAGUCCGCAGAGACCCACACACAGUAGCAGAGGGCGCCCUCUGAAGAGAAAGUUCUUCCCAGAUGAGGAGGUACCAGUGAAAAAGGUGCAGAGGGAGAGUGUGGAGCCUGUGGUCUCCAGUUCCAAACCAGAGUGUGCAACACAGAGUCCACAGAGACAGACAGCGCAGAGGGACAAGAAGAGAGCAGACAGUGAGCAUUCCCUGGAGGCUCGUGUAGUGGUGCAGCAGUGCAGCCGCGCCAGAGUCAAAACCCGAGCUGGAGUCGACGGAACAGAGUCACAGUAUGCACAGAUCGGAGAAGGCCUCGUGGUUUACGUGUGUUUCUUUGAAGGAGCCACAGAUGACACCACUCAGAGAAUAGCGGACUCCAUCAUGAACACUCGUUUCUUCCGCACUUCACUCCGUCGGCAGAUCUGUUCUGUGCUGGACCUGCCUGGCUCUGUGCUGCUGGUGCCUCAGGAGUCUCUGGGGUUUGAACCAGGGCCUCGUCGGAGCAUGCAGAGCAGAGGUGUGAGCGAGGCUUGGGUGGGCAAACAGCUCUUCUCCAGCCUCUACCUCCACUGCACCCAUCUGCUGUGUGCCAGGGCGACAGGAGGGGGCACCGUGGAGCAGGGGCUGUACGGGCAGAGGCAGGAGAUUGAGAUAACCUCCACAGAACCAAUGAGCCACGUCCUGGAGUUUUAACCACUGCCAACAGCAAGACAACCUGGAGCAGAGUCAAAACCCACAAAUGUUUCCCUGAUCAUUUCUAUUAGUGACGACGUCCAUUCUCCUGCUGUAUAGUUUUUGUAUGUAUGAAACACACACUGAAGUCUUAAUGCCCUCUCAUUUCCCCAUAUCCCUGUGUGUCAGAUGCCCUUCCAUUCCUAUAAUCCUGUAGCGUUAGACUAAGAUGGGGGCAGGCCAAAUAUCUUUAGUUAAUAUUGUGGUGAUUCAGAUGCCCUCCCAGAUGUUGUGGUGUGGUUGGAUAAAUACAGGACAGGUCAUUGUCACUGAUAGAAAUUAUCAGGGGAAAAAAACAUUUGUGGAUUUUUCUUUUGGAGAUUUCUGAUGAAAAUACCAGAGAAGGUAUCUACUUUUUAUGGGAGAGAGACUUAGAGCAUAUUCUACCACACUAAUUGGAUAUUUAGGAGCAGGUGAGCAUGUAGUCUUCAAAGUUAAUGUGUUUGAAGCAGGAAAAAGCUAUAAUUUGGUUAAAUCUUAAAAUAAAUGGUUUAAAUUAUAGUUUGAAAAUACUUAAUGCAUUAUUGUUCUGGUCUUUUCUUUAAUAAUAUUGAACUAUCAUGAAAGUUAAUAAUAUAUAUUUUUUUACAAUAAAUUGUAUUGAUUCAAAAAUAUUUUCAAGAAAAUUAUGAAAAUGUACUGAUGUAUUGAGUUCUGUAACUACAACAAUAGUCAAAUGUAAUUUCUCCUUUCAGUUUAUUCCAGUACUGCUCUGAUACACUUCCCUGGAUGUAUAUUUGUAUUGUGUUGUACAUUGAAGACACUUAAACAUGUAAGAUA
Boleophthalmus pectinirostris (great blue-spotted mudskipper) is the source of this 4504-nucleotide messenger RNA. RefSeq lists its product as uncharacterized. Bases 263 to 3685 code for a protein of 1140 amino acids. Gene Ontology annotation, molecular function: D-aminoacyl-tRNA deacylase activity; sequence-specific DNA binding. The transcript has 22 exons. Gene Ontology annotation, cellular component: cytoplasm. The record is from RefSeq and is a predicted model, not a curated record. NCBI's taxonomy places the organism in Eukaryota, Metazoa, Chordata, Actinopteri, Gobiiformes, Gobiidae.